CGAAAUACAAAGUUUUUCGUCAUUGACCCGUAUUUUUUGACCGCGAGUGUACCUAAUAAUGUCUCUUUAUUCGUGAGAUCGCUUCAUAUUAGUUCAACCAAAAGUCGUUAUUAAUGCUGCAUUCAAAGCUUUCUACAUGUGAAAAAAAAAAUGUUGUUUACUGCCAAUUGUUACGUUUUAACAUGCUUUCUUGCGGUUUGCUAUCUGGGAGAAAUUAACAAAUUCAACCAUUUUUGUAGUUUAUUACUAGGUCUCAUUGAGUCAUUUAGUUUCUCAUGAUUGUUGAUGAAUGAGAAACAUUAGGUAGGAAGGUUUGUGUUUCGAUUUAGAUAUUUACAUUAUUGUGACUGGUCUGUAAAUACCAUCAGGUAGGUCUCAAUAAAAAUCACAACGGUAAUUUUAGGGCAAUUACCUGAAGUUAACGUUUCAAUAGAUCAAGAAAAGAACUAAUAAAAGCUUCAGCAUAGCCGUUAGCAGUCGACGUAGGCUGUAGACUACUUCCUCAAAAUACCUCCUUCGCUGCAACUAUCAUCUGCAAAGAUCCUGUGCUGUGGCCAAUGACGAUGAUGGAACAAAAGCUUAGUCAGGUAAAAUAUUAAUCUAAUCAAGUUAAUCUGCAAUAAAAUCGUAACAAAUUUAGCUCAACGUUUAUUACAAAAUCUGAGACUAAAUGUAAAAUAACAUGGAUGGAUUAUGAAUGUAAUUCAUUCAUAAAGUCGCCAUGUAGGUGAUGUUGGUACUUUUACGGCUGGGUGUACGAUCAGCAUCAAUACCGAGUUGUGAAUGACUUCACGUCAAAAGUACAUAUAUACCAUUUUCUGAUAGCUUUAUAAAAAGCGACCCUUACAGUUUGACAGGUACACAUAUGUAGUGAAAGUUAGGGGACGUCAUUAAAAAGCAUAAUUAAUGGGUAAAUUCUAUAUUUAGUUUAAUUUAUAGCCCGUAUUGGAUUUAUGCAAUGUAUAACAUAAUCUUGAAAGAUAUCAUUAGUAUCAUUACAUUAAUUGACCUAUUUCAAACAUAAAAAUAUGCAACUUUCCAUUCUUAGAUUAGUAUGUUGUCAUAAUUGGAUAAUAAGAACAAUUUAGACAAGAAUGUUAUUGUUGCAUGAAAUUAUAGUACCGGCAGAGUUCAUUUACAUCGAACCAGAGUUCAAAGAUUAAUAAGACCAUGCACGAUAUUUUGUAAUGGAAGCCACGUGUUUGAUCAUUAGUGUUGUUAUUUUCAAAGUCAUACAUAGUCAAUACAUUCAUUAUUCAAAUAUGAACUUUAAAUUGUCAAGUUUUACAAAUAUAAAUUUUAUACGUAUACGUAUACGAAAUAGAUAUUUCGUUUUGAGUGGAUUUAUUUCACACCCAAAUCAUUAAUUAGAACGACGAUUGCUUAACAAUUUAUAAUUGCAUCAAUCUAACUUUCAGUGAGUGUCAGUGUGCAAGAGCACUACCCGCGCUAAGAUACUACUAAACUAAGUUCAGCUACUAAGGGCGACCUGGAUUUGAAAAAGACAGUAGGUAUUCACAAAUAUAUUAUCAUUUUUUAGAAUGUGUAACUAGAAAAAAACUAUAAAUAAUUGAUAUUAUAUGCCUCCUAAUGUUACGUAUGAUAUUUACACAUAGCUAAACGUUAACACACACAGACACAAACAUCCACAGAUCAUCGAAAUAAUUAAUACAAAUAAAUAUUUAUUAUUUUUUUCAAAUCAAAUUAAAAUUUUGUUCACAAGGAAAAUGAUCAUUAUUGAAAGAAAAUGUGGUAUCUAAGUCGGUUCGUGCCUAAAUAUAAUUAAUUUAAUUGUAAAGGGCAAUGUGAUGAUUCGCUAAGGUUACUUCAUUCAUCUUCUUUUAAAUUCAACUCAAUCAGUUCGGAAAUUUGGUAUGUAUGUAGGCAGACUUUCUCCGGGUGAAACGGAGUGGGGGCGACCUUGUUAGAGGGAGGCUGGCUGGCACCUGCGCCUGAGUUUACACUUGUCACUAGCCUGCCGCGCGGAACCGCCGCGCCAGACGUACAAACGCGUCGGCACGCACGUGCUUGCACGAUAUUUUCAGUGGGAUUUUUGUGACUGUGUGUGUUGGACUGUGUGGUGGUUUGCUGUUUUAACUUUGGAAGAUUAAAACCUGAACGAUGCGGCUGCGACGCGGACUGGCUGGCGUCCUCCUCAUAUUACACUUGAGUGUAGCUCUCAGCGACCAAACAUCAAACGAGAGUGGCGGGGGUGGCGGAGCUAACGCAGACUCCAGCAAUGCCGUCGAGUCGUCGGCUGACCAGCUGGCCAUGGAGUCCUCGGAACGGGAGUCGCCGAGCCACGCGUACAACGGACCCCCGCCACCAGCUCCCCCACCACACAACAGAAGACAAAACCCACCACAUCAUCAGCAACACCAUGCAUUAGGUAUGCCAAGGAUCACGAAUCAUCACCCUAUCCACUCGAAACCAUUUGCUCUAGGGCCGCCAGUUAGUCACCAUAAGAACGACAUAGGACCUGGCUUCAGAGGUCCACCCCCUCAAUCUGCUGCACCGACCGACGCUCAAACAUCUGCGAGCGACAAAGUGUUCAGUGGUGCCGGAGAUGUGUGGCCAGCUCCUGCUCCUGAUAUGCCUAAAAUUGUUUCUUUGGACGUCAAGUGUGAAAAGAAUGCCAUGCGAGUUUUUCUGAGUUUUGAUAAACCAUUUUUUGGAAUAGUUUUCUCAAAAGGGCAUUAUUCCAAUCAUCAAUGCGUCCACCUGCCACCCAACCUGGGCAGAACAACAGCAUCAUUUGAGAUUGGAGCUCACGCUUGUGGAACAGCCGGUAGUGGGGAUCCUAGAUACAGAGGAGACGUGACGGCUGCAGGUACAUACUUUGAAAAUGUAAUAGUUAUUCAAUACGACCCACAGGUCCAGGAGGUUUGGGAUCAGGCUCGAAAAUUACGCUGCACAUGGCACGAUCAGUAUGAAAAAGCAGUCACCUUCCGACCUUUCCCAGUAGAUAUGUUAGAUGUUGUACGCGCCGAUUUCGCUGGUGAUAACGUUGGAUGUUGGAUGCAAAUCCAAGUGGGUAAAGGACCAUGGGCCUCUGAAGUAUCAGGUCUGGUAAAGAUUGGCCAAACUAUGACCAUGGUAUUGGCCAUUAAGGAUGACGAUGCAAAGUUCGACAUGCUUGUACGAGACUGUGUAGCUCAUGACGGUCAACGCGCUCCUAUACAAUUAGUCGAUAGGCGAGGCUGUGUAACACGACCAAAACUAAUGUCAAGAUUUACGAAGAUUAAGAAUUUCGGGGCCAGUGCUUCCGUUCUUUCAUACGCACACUUCCAAGCAUUUAAAUUCCCUGAUUCCAUGGAAGUGCACUUUCAAUGUACCAUACAGAUUUGCAGGUAUCGCUGCCCUGAGCAAUGCUCUGAUGGUGGUCAAAAUGUUAUUGCUCCCCAUGCCGAAUACGGGCCUCCUCAGAUAGACGCUUUCCCAGUCGGCGCUGAAGUAAGAAGAGAUGAGCGAAGAGUGCGAAGACAACGUCGUGCUACAUCGCCUGAGAAAGAAGUGGGAGUAAACCGAGUUAUACGUGUUGUUUCCGCCGGAGAUUUGAAUUUAGAUUCUACAGAAGAAACGGCUGCUCCUAGAAUUGUACCCACUCCUGGUCUAGUUUGCAUGACUACUCCAGGGUUUGCAGCGACCCUCGGAGCGCUUCUUGCCACAUUAGUAUGUUCGUGCGCUGUAUCAGCAGUGCUUUUCUUAAAACUCCGACCCAUCACGACUUUAAAGAAGAAAACAGCUGCAAUUGCGACGAUAGCCCGGCCACACCCACCGACAGCUCGGUUUUAUUCGUAACAUUCAUUGAUAUUAUUUAAUUUGUACAUAUUAGUGUGAUGAGACUGAAGUAUGUAGAUUAUUCCAAUUUCAUUAACCUGUUCUAAAUAGUUUGCUCAAUAUAUUAAUGAUCAGAUGUUCAAAAUAAUAAAAUAUAGUUAAUUCAACCUGUUAAAAUUCAUCCAUACUCGUAACACAGGUCAAUUUUGGUAAAAAACUUCAGUGACAUCGUCAAUUUGUUUCCUAUUUAUAUACAAAGUUAUUAGUUCUUCCUCCUGUAUUAUUGAUAUGUUUGAUGUUUAUUGAAAGGAAACUACCUGUGUACUUAACUCUUAAUUAGGUCAAAUUUUUAUUUUACGACACAAAUAUAGUAUUAAAUAAUAUAAGUACAAUCUUCUGUUACCUCUUUGCAAAUAAGAGUACCUAGGUAUUUAUAUUUGUCUCAGGGGCAACGGAAAAUACAUGCGUGGUAAUAACAAUCAGCAUUUAGGUGAACCGCUAGAAUAUAAAUUAAAAUAACUUGUCAUUAGUAUUAAUAAUUAUUUAUUCUAGGUAAGUUUAUUGCUGUAGCCACAUUGCUACAUGUAAUAUAUUUAUGUUAUACCGCCUCAGUACCUCUUCUUUUUUAUUUAUUGUAUUUCUUUACAGAUUUCAAUGAUUUAUGAUAUGUUACUUAUUUGUUAUUUUUAGUUAUUUAUUGUGAUUGUUUUAUAUGCAAUAUUUGAAAGCAUGCCAUCAUCCUUAAUAUCCAUAUUUAAUUAAAAUCAUUAUUCUGUUUGACGGUUAUAAAUCUGUAUAAGUGUAGAAAAUAAUUUAAAAAAUAAACUCAAUACGACAGAGGAAGGUGUUAUUUUAUUCGAUUUAUUUACUUUAAAGCAUUUUAUCAAAAGUACCUAAAGCCUGACCAGUAAUAUAUGAACACGCGCCAUGUUGCGGAAUUUCAUUGGAACUAUUUUUUCAUACUAAAUGAAACUGUAAUCCUAUACAUGAUAAUAACAGCGCCCUUUGACAAUGAUCAUAUAUUCCUGGUCGAGCUUUAAGCAUUAAAUAAAGCUACUGAUUGAAUAGGUGGGAGUUUUCAGAAAGUAGGGUACUGCAGUAGUAGGGUAGUUAUUAAGAAAAUGUAAUCACUGUCAGUUUUGUGACCAUAAUUAAGCAUUGUAUUAUAAUAAAAAAUUGGCUUUUGUGUUCAUUACAUAAACUAUAAGCGAUAUACGGUACAAUAUGAAAAAAGGCAAAAAGUUGAUUCCCAUAAAGAUUUUAUGCUUAAUUAUCGUCACAAAUCUGAUAGCUAUUAACUUUUCUUAACUAGUUACGCUAAUAGGGUACACUAUUUUCUGAAAACUUCCGAACAAAGUCGGUAUUUGUCAAGAUAUAUUAUUUUUAUUCCAAUUAUUACUUUAGAUAAGCUAGUACUUCGCUGUACUAUUAAGGGAUAAUAUAGUAUUAUCUAUUUCUUGUCCAACCUUUUUAUAAUCUUGACUUGAAGUAAGAUACGCGGGCCAAAGUUUCCAUCAAAUCCAUUACUGUAAUGUUUUUUACGUUAUGAAAGCAUAUAAGUAUCGAUUAUAGGGAGUGUGCAUGAACUGUGAUAUAUGGCAGCACUAGAGAUGGGUAAGGGUAAGUAAAUACUGAGUAUUUACUUAGUAUCUACUAAAAGCACCCGAUAAAUACUCGUACUUAUUCAUUUAAGUAAGUAAAAACGGUUGCUAAUAAAAUAUUUUAAAAAGUGAGUAUAAAGAACUAAAUUGUUUCUUAUUGAAGAGUGUUAAUGUAUAUUAACCAUAUUUAAAUAAUAAAAAGCAAAUAAGACGCUUAUUUUUUGAAAAAAAAGGCUAAUCAUCAAUGAGAUGCAAAUUAUGAUAAUGCAUAGUUAACAAUUUUGUUUUUAACAAGAAAGUUUACUUUUGAAAUAUGGGACUUAAGUUCUAUCGAUGUUCUAGAUACCUGCACUUACGACCUUUUAUUAAGGUUUUUUUAGAAAAUUCAAAAAUGGCCCAACGCAUCAUGUUCAAAGUAUUUUUAGGGUUCCGUAGCCAAAUGGCAAAAAACGGAACCCUUAUAGAUUCGUCAUGUCCGUCUGUCUGUCCGAUUCUGUCACAGCCACUUUUUUUAAUACUCUAUUAUACGGCUAAUCUCCCGAUAUUUUUUCAUAUUUUUUUUUAACUUUGGUUUGAAAGUUAAAGAGUUAUUAACAUUAUUUCGGCCUUUAGAAACCGGUUUUGUCCAAAAGUAUUCAAUUUACCCAAACAGGUUUGUAGAAACAUUCACGUUAUUUUUAAAGAUCCAUUUAAUGAUAUGUAACACAUUGCUGUCUUUUGUUUUUUUUUUUUUUUGACAAUAUUUGCACGUAUGAAGUGCCCAACUUAAAAAUAUAUAUUACAAUUUUGAGUAUAUAAUCCAGUAGCGGCUUACAAAAUACACCCAUAUUUCAACUUCAUAUUUAUAAUCAAGCAGGCCUAUGGAACCCUCCGCGCGAGCUCGGAUUUAUGCCUACGAAUCUCGUCCCGUUCACGGCACAAAAGCAAGGCAGUUACUUGCCACACUCGCUUACUCACGCACGUCACCACGCGCUCCAAUAUGCCAGGCCGUGUAGCCAACGUGCCAAUCGUUAACGCUCCGUAGCGUAUCGUAGUCAUCUAUCACUCUUCUAUAUUCUCUUCUAUUGACGACCGGUCUGCCCUAGUGGGUAGUCACCCUGCCUAUGAAGCCAAUGGUCCGGGGUUCAAAUCCUGGUAAGGGCAUUUAUUUGUGUGACGAGCACGCAUAUUUGUUCCUGACUCGUGGGUGUUUUUUAUGUAUUUAAGUAUCUAUAUAUUAUACAUAUUGUUGUCUAAGUACCUCCACACAAGCCUUAUUGAGCUUACUGUGGGACUUAGUCAAUUUAUGUAAUAAUGUCCUAUAAAAUUUAUAAUUUUAAAAUUUAUUUAUUUUUAACUUAAUUUUUAUUCUAUAUAAGUGCGACAGUAAUAGUUGAGUAACUAUUACUGAGUUGAGUUUCGUUCGCUACGGAGCGUUAAAGAUUGGCACGUUGGCUAUGCGGGCAGAGAUCAUACGAAAGAAAUGUUUUCGACACAGCUUAUCGUGUAUCCACACGAUGCAGAAAUUAUUCAUUGGGUUUAGAAUCUUUGCCACGAUCAAGUUUAAUAUAAUAACAGAUCACUUAAAAGUAGAGGGAGUUCUUUGUGCAACAAGAUAGGAAAGUUAGUUUUUCUUGCGAUGGACUCAAAAACACGAGAUGUAAAAUAACUUUGCUCUCGUGUGACACAUUCACCUCAGUAGUGAGAACAUGUAAAAGGUUAAAAUUUUAACAUCA
Molecule: messenger RNA, 7096 nt
Organism: Cydia pomonella (codling moth)
Lineage: Eukaryota; Metazoa; Arthropoda; Insecta; Lepidoptera; Tortricidae
Gene: dy
Exons: 4
Coding region: 2122-3801 (559 amino acids)
Source: RefSeq, a predicted model, not a curated record